GCCGGGGCUUCACUCGCCGCCUCGCGCUGGGACUGGGAGCGCCGCGGGGAGCUCGGCCGUGGAGAGGGCGCUGCGCUAGGGCUGCCCAAUGCGUGGACAAUCUGCCGCCGCGGCUCGUGCACUAUGCUGGGGCUCCAGGCCAGCUGAACGCCGUCGCCACACCGCUGCUCGGGCUGGAUCGCAGCGCUGCCUUUCCUUAUGAAGAAGACACAAACUUGGAUUAUCACUUGCAUUUAUCUUCAACUGCUCCUAUUUAAUCCUCUCGUCAAAACUAAAGGAAUCUGCGGGAAUCGUGUGACUAAUAAUGUAAAAGACGUCACAAAAUUGGUGGCAAAUCUUCCAAAGGACUAUAUGAUAACCCUCAAAUAUGUCCCCGGGAUGGAUGUUUUGCCUAGUCAUUGUUGGAUAAGCGAGAUGGUAGUACAAUUGUCAGACAGUUUGACUGAUCUCCUGGACAAGUUUUCAAAUAUUUCUGAAGGCUUGAGUAAUUAUUCUAUCAUAGACAAACUUGUGAAUAUAGUGGAUGACCUUGUGGAGUGCGUGAAAGAAAAUUCAUCGAAGAAUGUAAAAAAAUCGUCUAAGAGCCCAGAACCCAGGCACUUUACUCCUGAAGAAUUCUUUAGAAUUUUUAACAGAUCCAUUGAUGCCUUCAAGGACUUUAUGGUGGCAUCUGAAACUAGUGAUUGUGUGGUUUCUUCAACAUUAAGUCCUGAGAAAGAUUCCAGAGUCAGUGUCACAAAACCAUUUAUGUUACCCCCUGUUGCAGCCAGCUCCCUUAGGAAUGACAGCAGUAGCAGUAAUAGGAAAGCUGAAAAUUCCACUGAAGACUCCAGCCUACAAUGGGCAGCCAUGGCGUUGCCAGCAUUCUUUUCUCUUGUAAUUGGCUUUGCUUUUGGAGCUUUGUACUGGAAGAAGAAACAACCAAAUCUUACAAGGACAGUUGAAAAUAUACAGAUUAAUGAAGAGGAUAAUGAAAUAAGUAUGUUGCAAGAAAAAGAGAGAGAGUUUCAAGAAGUAUAAUUGUGACUUGUAUCAACACUGUUACUUUCGUACAUUGGCUGGUAACAGUUCAUGUUUGCUUCAUAAAUGAAGUAGCUUUAAACAAAUUCAUAUUCUGUCUGGAGUGACAGACCGCCUCUUUAUCUGUUCUUGCUACCCAUGACUUUAUAUGGAUGAUUCAGAAAUUGGAACAGAGUGUUUUACUGUGAAACUGGCACUGAAUUAAUCAUCUAUAAAGAAGAACUUGCAUGGAGCAGGACUCUAUUUUAGGGACCUGGGGGACUUGAGGUCUCAUUUAGAACUUGCAGUUGAUAUUGGAAGAGAAAGCACGUGUCUUAGACUGCACGCACCAUUUGCAUGGCUCCAGAGACGUCUAAAUGCUGAAAAACCACCUAGCUUUAUUCUUCAGAUACAAUCUGCAGCCUGUAUUUAUCCUGGUCUCUGCAAGUAGAUUUCAGGUUGGAUAGUGGGGGUAAUAAUUUUUCUCAAAGGGAUCUAAUUAAAAAAAAAACAAACUCAGUAGCAUCAACCACUGUGCGGCGUAGAAAGCAGUGGGAACUAUGUGACUGGAGUGGGCAACAUGUCACCUUUGUAAUUGUUGGUUCGUGAUAUGGGUCUGAUCUUGAUCUCUUUCUGACUUAAACCAUGCUCACCCAUAUCCCACUAGACAAAUGGACAUGGUUGCCUGGUUUUAUCCAUGGAGGGGAGCCAGUACUGAGUUACAUUUGGCAGAGAGGAGACUUUCCAAACGAGUCAGUGCAGGAAGAAGCUAUGAACACUGAACUGCAGAACAGUCUGCUGAGGAAGACAUUUGGCACCCCUGGGAAAGUCCGCCUUUUUCCUUGACCCCUCUAGGGUGUAUAAAUCGUGUUUGCAAAAUAUAUUAUAACAUGUUUAUAUUCUAAAACUAUUACAGAACUAUGUAAAGGGACUUAGGAGAAAAUGCUGAAUGUAAGUUGGUCCCAUUUUCAAUUUCCAUCAUGGAGAGAAUAAAUAUAAAUUAUGAUAUUUAGUAUCUAAGGUUAGAAAACCACACCCACAUGCUAAGAUGGGUGUUAAAAACUAGGUUACUUGGCUUUUACAAGAAUGCAAGAAAUCAGGAAACUUUAGUUAUUUAUAGUAUAAUCACCUGUUUAAAGGAUCCAUUUAUUUAAAAUCAGGCACUCUAUAUUCAUUAAGGUUUAUGAAUUAAAAAUAAAAAGAAAGCUUUAUGUAGUUAUGCAUGUCAGUUUGCUAUUUAAAAUGUGUGACAGCAUUUGUCAUAUUAAGAGUGAAUUUGGCAGGAAUCCCCAAGAUGGUCACUGUGCUUUUAAACUAGAACUUGUAAGACAUUAUGUGAAUAUCCCUUGCCAAUUUUUUUUAAGUCAAAGGAACAUCUGACUAAAGUCAAAGAAUAAUUUCUUAUUUUUCAUUUCAAUGAAGAUUUUCUUAAUAUGUCAUGAACAUAAAGGAAUGCAAAGUUUUCCAUUCUAGCAAUCUUUGUGAUAACAUUAUUGCGAUGUACGUUUUUAAUGUGGCAAUACCA
Molecule: messenger RNA, 2524 nt
Organism: Carlito syrichta (Philippine tarsier)
Lineage: Eukaryota; Metazoa; Chordata; Mammalia; Primates; Tarsiidae
Gene: KITLG
Product: KIT ligand
Exons: 10
Coding region: 199-1020 (273 amino acids)
Biological process (GO): positive regulation of cell population proliferation; cell adhesion
Cellular component (GO): plasma membrane
Molecular function (GO): stem cell factor receptor binding; cytokine activity
Source: RefSeq, a predicted model, not a curated record